This is a messenger RNA of Panicum hallii, 1215 nucleotides long. RefSeq lists its product as uncharacterized. NCBI's taxonomy places the organism in Eukaryota, Viridiplantae, Streptophyta, Magnoliopsida, Poales, Poaceae. The coding region runs from base 195 to 1115 and encodes 306 amino acids. Gene Ontology annotation, biological process: photosynthesis. The transcript is spliced from 3 exons. The record is from RefSeq and is a predicted model, not a curated record. Gene Ontology annotation, cellular component: photosystem II; membrane; photosystem II reaction center.
GCAUAAUACGGAAUGGAUUCUGCAGUAGUAAUUAGUAAAAUAAAUAAAAAAAUGAAUGCUCAUUAUACUCCAGCUCGUUCUUGUGCCAAACAAUUGGUAAUAUUGUUCGUGAUCAUGUUAUAUGUUGUGCAAAACAUUAAUCGUUGCUUGUUACAUAAAUGACAAUUUUAAGCAAGCGUCCAGAGUGCUAACGAAUGAACGAGGCAGUUCCCAACUCCGGCGACGGCGACGGCGGCGGCGGCGAGCGUUCAUGGUUCCUGGCCGCCCCAGCAGGCCAGCGCAAGUUGCCUCUUGCUAGGGCCUCGCUCCUGCGUGGGAACAGCGGCGCCAAACCACCUCUGGCCGUCGCCGGCGCCCGUACUGACGACGAGGAUUGGGGCUGGGAAUGGCGGAGGGAGCCGGAUGCGGUAGGGGAGACUGGCGCCAAGAUCAGGAGGAGGAGGAGCGGAUCUACGUCCGCGACGAUGCGGCAGUCGCCGGAGCCGGAUGCGGUAGGGGAAGGGGAGCCCGGCGGCCGUCAUGGCGGAGGAACCAUUCUGAAAACAUAUGGCGCCGGCCAUGGCCGUCUCCGAGUCCCCGAAUCCAUCUCCGUGCUCGGGCCGCCUCCGGUGUCAUGCCCCGCCAGCCAGGAUACACACAGAGACCAUCCGCACGCACUGGAACACCCACGAACUUCAACUUCCCCGCCGCGGGCUCCGUCUAGUCCAGGCGCCGCGCGGCUUCACGGGCUCACGGCGUGCGUGACAGCAUCAGCAUGGAAGACAGAGUGGAUGACGACGCCACGGCCGAGUAGAACUCAAGGCGCGCGGCAGCAAGGAAGAAGCUGCUGCUGCUGUGCUGCUGGCGACCAUGGCCCUGCCACCGCUGCGGUGGUGGGGCGACGCCGGGCUGGACGAGGAGACCCCGUGUUGCGCGAUGCUGUAUGCAAUCGCGUCGCAGCACCUCAAAUGUUUCCAUACAUAUAUUCCACUCAUAUUGUUUUGACAGGGAUUUUGAAUUUUGUAAGCUGGAUUACAAUGCAAAUGGACAGGACCCGUGUUCCUGGUAUUCUUGUGAUUGGUUUAAUAGGUGUUUUCUUUUACGGUUCGUAUUCUGGAUUGGGUUCAUCUCUUUAGUAAUCGGAGGAUCCAGCUUGUAAACAUGAAAAAGUAGGAACUUAGCGAGUCCUUACCCCCCUUUAUCUGAUUAGAGCGGAAAGGGCCCGCGGAAUUCUUA